UUCCCUUUUAAUAGUAUAACUGUAGCUUCAGCAGCUUGAAAGUGACAUUUAAGGUUAGUUUCAAGGUGAAAUAUCUUCAUGAGUGACGAGUGUUUCGGAAGUAAAAGUACACAGGAACAAUUUGAAAUCAACUGGUGUUCCGGUGAAGGAAAUUCAAUACGACUUGUUGAACAGACAUAACAAGAACUGCUGCUGGAGUGGUUGCAUUUCAACUAGGAUGCAACGAAGAAGGAGAAGAAGGCAAGCGCCGGUGAAAAGUAUAGCGAAAUCCUUUAUUCAGUUCCUUGAGGAAAAUGACUUAAAGCACGAAAUGGCUAAGUCAGAUUUGAAGGAAAAAUAUGAGUUACAAUUUCGCCCUUCGUGCAAUGGGUCGAGUGUUUGUUUCUCGAGAGUACUUUCCACACUCAAGAAUCGCCUAAAUCUGUGUCAGGUAAUCCGUGGUCGCGUUGUUUUUGGCGACGGGGAGGCUGCAGCACUUCGAAUUCUCGAUUCUGACGAAUCGACCUCUGAAGAGGAAGAGAGAGAUGACAUGGAGAGAAACCUUCGCUGCACGACGUGCAAGAUGGAUUUUCAUACUGAUGCUCUCCUAAGAAAGCAUUUGGAAUCGGGUAGUCACCAUCAGCAGAGUGUCUUGCGGACGAUUCGACAAUCAGUAGAAAAGCCAGACCUUGUUAAGGAUAAAAGGGGAAUAACGGUUACCUCUGUACCACCAGGGAACGAAAAUGGCGUCAUUGAAUUAAAGGUUCAAAGAAACAAGAGAGAACAAAUCACUUUGAUAGUGAAAAACACCGGCACCGAAGAAGUUGAAUUGAAGGACAUAACUCUUUUAUGGAAGGUGAAUUUCUUCCAGUGCUCAGACUUAUUAAGAAUUGGUUCAAACGGGGAAGAUGUUGAUGCAGGCUGAAGCGAGAUAGCCUUCACAUGGAGAAGUUGGAGCGUUAUGACAUUCCUCCCACCGUCAUUGCUCAGCAAGAUCGAAAGGGAAUCAGGGAAAAGCUAGAAAAACCGCUAACAUUUGACACCUACAAGGAAAAGUUUCGGCUUCUUCUCCAAUUAGAAGAAAUUCAAAUGCGAAAAGACAUCAGGCACUACGACAUGAAAGAGGUAGAGCUUGAACAAGACAGAGAUGACAGAGGGUUGCUGAAACUGGAGGUACCAGGCCUUGCCGAAAAUCGUCCAUCGGUAUUGCGUGGUGAUAGAAUAUAUGCAUACGAACAUGGUUUGCGUCAUCAUCGUUACGAAGGAAUUGUCCAUAAAGUUAAGCUGCAGGAUCUAAUACUCGGAUUUGACAGGUCAAAGAUACCGUUUAUCAAAGGGAAAAAGUUCGACAUCCAGUUCACAUUUAAUAGACUUACGGUGCAGAUGGAACAUCGCGCCUGUGAACGGAUUGCGUCAGAAUGCAAGAAGGACAUGCGAGAAGUUCUUUUUCCACAGCAAGAAAUUCUACAUAGAGGCGUGAUUGUUAACCAAGUGGACGAUCGAUCCUUUUACGAUCGAAACUUAAAUGAUGAACAAAAGCAGGCAGUGCAGAAGAUUUUGUCGGGAUCGUCUCGCCCUGCUCCUUACCUUGUGUUUGGACCUCCUGGAACUGGGAAAACCGUUACUUUGGUGGAAGCUAUCAAACAGAUACACAAACAGAUUAACUCGAGUGUCAUUCUUGUGUGUGCGCCUGAAAACAGUGCCGCUGACUUGCUGGCAGAGCGUUUGUUGGAUCAUGUUGACAAAGGCAAGUUAUUUAGGAUGUAUGCUGCAUCAAGAACCUGGGACUCCGUGUCACUGCGUCUCAAGGAGCAUCAGGAUCCUCACGCACAAGUGAUGAAUUUUGACCGUGUGACACGUGAAGUGCAUUAUCCCUCCAAGGAGGAAUUGACGAGGAACUAUCGCAUAAUUGUUACUACUCUGGUAACUGCAGGAAGAUUGGUGUCUGCAUCAUUUCCCCGCCGUCAUUUUACGCACAUUUUCAUAGACGAGGCGGGGCAUGCAACAGAACCCGAGUGUAUAAUCCCUUUGGCGGACCUUCUGGACCCUGCUAACCCCAUAGGAGGUCAGCUGGUGCUUGCAGGAGAUCCUAAGCAGUUAGGACCAAUCCUUAGGUGCAAAAAAACACAGGAAUAUGGCCUCGGCAUUUCCCUUUUGGAGCGUUUGAUGAUGUCAUGCAACACGUACCGGCGAGAACCAGACAAAGGUUACAAUCCCAAUCUGUUGACAAAACUUGUCAACAACUACCGCUCCCACAGAGACAUCAUCGAGAUUCCCAAACAACUGUUUUACGACAAUGAAUUGAAAGAAUGUGCUGGGGAGAUUGGGGAUAUUAUGCUUGACUGGGAGGAGCUACCAAAUAAGAAAUUUCCGAUGAUCUUCCACGCGGUGUAUGGCAAAGACGAACGAGAAGAGAACAGUCCUUCGUUCUUUAACGUGACUGAAGUGGAAACUGUGGAAUUGUACCUGAAGAAACUUUUGGAUGACAAGCGCAAGCACCUUAAACCUAAGAUGGUUGGAAUCAUUUCGCCGUACAAGAAACAAGUGCAAAAGAUUCAGAAGAUGAUUGAAAAGAGACGACUCGGUUCAGGAAUUAAAGUUGGCAGCGUGGAAGAAUUCCAGGGACAAGAACGUAUAGUGAUCAUCUUGUCAACUGUAAGGAGCACCAACAAAGAUUACCUUGACAUGGACAAAGAAUUUCACCUUGGAUUCUUAGACAACCCGAAGCGAUUCAACGUCGCCGUAACCCGUGCCCAGGCUCUCUUGAUUGUAAUUGGAAACCCAAACAUGCUUCGUAUGGAUGAAAAUUGGACAAGACUGCUGGAGUACUGCAAUGAAAACGAUGCAUGUGUUGGUGCGGAAAGGAACAACGAAGCUGCGAAUAUAGCAAACGUUCUGAGAAAACUUCACCUCUACGAAGAGGAAUCACCAGAAGUCAGAGAUUCAGAGAUCAGUCAACGUCAACUACAAGAACAACCAGAGUGGCCGAGGCGGGAAUGAUUUUCUGCUGCACUAGUCUCACAAACACGUCUCACCUAAGUCUGUGGAACGCUUCUUGGGAGUUGUUCCUGGCAUGAGUCAUGUCUCAAAGGGUUGCACACUCAGAUUUCAAUUUAAGUUCUAACUAGCCAAUUUUUUGCAACUGGGGUUGUCUUAACAUGAUUGCAGGAAGGUGUGUAAGCAUGUGAUGGGAACGUUCAAAGGUAUUAGAUGUGGAAUGGUGAAAUAA
Stylophora pistillata is the source of this 3208-nucleotide messenger RNA. Its product is annotated as RNA helicase MOV-10. The record is from RefSeq and is a predicted model, not a curated record. Gene Ontology annotation, molecular function: 5'-3' RNA helicase activity; RNA binding; ATP hydrolysis activity. Lineage: Eukaryota; Metazoa; Cnidaria; Anthozoa; Scleractinia; Pocilloporidae.